Messenger RNA from Andrographis paniculata, 681 nucleotides. RefSeq lists its product as uncharacterized. The coding region runs from base 1 to 681 and encodes 226 amino acids. The record is from RefSeq and is a predicted model, not a curated record. Gene Ontology annotation, molecular function: nucleic acid binding; zinc ion binding. Lineage: Eukaryota; Viridiplantae; Streptophyta; Magnoliopsida; Lamiales; Acanthaceae. The transcript has 3 exons.
AUGCAUCUGGUUUCAAUGGGCUUUGUUCAUACAAUUUCCAGUGAAAAUGCGGCUACAAGCCAAGAUCGGGCAAAUGCUAUUGUUUUAAUUCGUCACUAUCUGAACAUUCCUUUACAGUCCGAAUAUUUGACGAUUACAUCUCAGUUAAAACUCUGCGGAGAAAUUGUUACUGAGAAUGAUAAAUUGGGAAAGAAUUUCUCUAUCUUUCAUGCUUUUAAUGUUAUGCUGCAACAACAGUAUCGUGAGAAAAAGUUUCAAAAUCCGUUCCCUGAAGCGAACGUGACAUUUUCUGAACAAGGCCGAGGACGUGGUAGAGGCCGUGGACGUGGUCGCGGUCGUGAGAGUCAACGUGGUCGAUAUACCUUUUACAAUCGCCGCAAUUUUGACAUUAACAGGAUGCAGAGUAAACCCCAAUAUGACGAUAUAGCUGAAAAGGCUAAACAGGGAAAGAGGCAAAUCGGCAUUUGUAAUCGGUGUGGCAUUGAAGGUCAUUGGGCCAAUACCUGCAGAACAGCCAAACACCUAUCGAUUUUUAUCAAGCUUCACUGCAGAAAAAAGGGGAAGGAGGUCAAGACUAAUCAUGUUGAUAAUGAUGACGACCCUGAUGAUGAUUUUUUGGAUUACGACACAAUGCAUCUUGAUAUAGCGGAUUUUUUCGUAGAUCCAACAAACCCCCAGUGA